Molecule: messenger RNA, 2528 nt
Organism: Pimephales promelas (fathead minnow)
Lineage: Eukaryota; Metazoa; Chordata; Actinopteri; Cypriniformes; Leuciscidae
Gene: lmo3
Product: LIM domain only 3
Biological process (GO): positive regulation of transcription by RNA polymerase II
Cellular component (GO): nucleus
Molecular function (GO): transcription coactivator activity; DNA-binding transcription factor binding
Source: RefSeq, a predicted model, not a curated record
UGUACGUGCACUGAAAUAGGCGAAUAGCGAGAGGCACUAUAGGAUUAUAAGAUUACGGCGCGCGCGAAGGGGUAAAGCAUAUGCCUUUGUCAUCCGCUGUCAUUUGUUCGCCGCCACUUGCCUCGCCACGGCUGCUGGUCGAUCUAAUUUCAUAGUCGAGCACUGUUGUGACAAACGGAGUCUUAACAGCGUGUGAUGCUGAGCGAUAGCGGCUCGCUCUUUCUUUUUUCCUCCCCUCCCGUGUUUUGUUGAUUGGUGUUUUCGACGUUUUCACUCUUUUCUGGCGAAGCGAGGUGGAUUGUUACUUGUAACAAAAGCGAAGCACCCUCGCGCGCAUACAGCUGCUCACUUCACGCGCAUCUUUGGCUCGCGCCUCGUCUUGUUGCAUGGUGUUUCUGGGAGCCGAAGCGGGUCAACCAAUGCAGAAAAGGGAGAAAAGUUUCGCGAGAUUGCCUGGACAACGCAUCGCGGCGAAGAGCACAUUAUAACUAUCCCGAGGGAGGUCCUCAAUUCAGACAGAGACACUCAAUUUACCACAGCUGAGAAAUCUCUCGGUGACCCUCUCAAAGUUCGCAAUUUCUCACUGCUCGCGCUCUCACCCCCCUCCAAGAGCAGCAUAUACAUUAGGUGGAAUCUAUGGCUCUGACAGCUUCUCCUGCACAAGGUAUACAAAUGCUCUCCGUCCAGCCGGACACCAAGCCAAAGGGCUGUGCCGGCUGCAACCGGAAAAUCAAGGACCGCUACCUGCUGAAGGCCCUGGACAAGUACUGGCACGAAGACUGCCUCAAGUGCGCCUGCUGCGACUGCCGUCUCGGAGAGGUGGGCUCCACGCUGUACACCAAAGCCAACCUCAUCCUCUGUCGGAGGGACUACCUACGGUUGUUCGGUGUGACAGGGAACUGUGCGGCUUGCAGUAAACUCAUCCCAGCAUUUGAGAUGGUCAUGAGAGCCAAGGAGAACGUCUAUCACCUGGACUGCUUUGCCUGUCAGCUGUGCAACCAGAGGUUCUGCGUCGGAGACAAGUUCUUCCUGAAGAACAACAUGAUCCUGUGCCAGACAGACUACGAAGAAGGACUGAUGAAGGAGGGUUAUGCACCGCAGGUCCGCUGACCAUCCCCACUACCCCACCGUUUGCAGUUGGGGAAUGAGUUGCGAGAGGACCUGAAGGGGACAUGCAAUCAGACACAAAAGCUCUAGUGUCCUCUCCAGCCCAAGACCCCAUCACAUUGUAUAUACGAAGAGCCCAAAUAAGGGAUGGUGUACUGUACAGAUUAGCCAUAGAGACAUUUUUUUGUAAGGGGGAGAACAUUUGAAGACGAACCAAUACUCUGGUUCUGUUAAAAUGACGCUGCCUGGCGGCUCAAAGUCUCAAUGGCCCGAGUUUGAGAACACAAACAUACAAUCCACUGCAAGACAUCUGUCCAAAACACAAUGAUGCCAUUUUAAUUGCUUUACAGGGUGAAGACCACAUAGUUUAAAUAUAUAUUUAAAAAAAAAUCAGUAUUUAUUGGCGAACAAGUUUGCGAGAAGAAAAGGGGCCAUGUCAACAUAAUUACUCAGGUUGAAUGAGUUUCCUCACUGUCCUUUCGAUUACAAUUUGUUUUUCGUUUACAUUGCGUCUUAACCAGCGACAAGCUAUUUGGAAUAAACACAAUAAACCAAUAAGAAGAAAUUUGAUGUUUGUGUACAUGUCCGGGAACCAAUGAGGUUUCACAGUGCUACCAAGCACAAAUGGCACAGAUAUUAAAUGUCCUGGCUGUUUAGGACAGCUUGGCGAAAGAUUCACAAAAUUGCACCUGGUUAAAACAUGGUGUUCGCAUUUACUAGCAAUCUUUGGGAUUCGACAUCUUUAACAUCAAGUGACGUGAUUUCAUUAGUGACAUUUUGAAGAGAAAAAAAAAAUCACCCUCUUUUAUACCUCAAAAUGCGAACUCUAGGAACAUUUGGGUUUGGCACAUAUGUAAUGUGGUUUGGUGGGUUGGGAAACGAUGGGUUUGUUACUGUCUUCACUGUAUUUAUUUAAUAGGCUUUUCAUCAUUGCGCGUAAUUCAAGGCUCUGUCCAUUGACAUGUUUAUACUUGAACUGAAAGGCUCCUCCAGACUUGACGAACGUCACAUCGUAUUUUUUUGUGCGGCCCAUCAGCUGACAUAAUCCUCUUUAAACAUAAUCAGGUCGCAUAAACUAGGAGCACGUGAAUACCUGGUCGGAGGAUAUUUGUUUGUUUACUAUCGAUUCAAGGCGACACUCAAGCGCAAAUCACUACUGAAGCCUACAAUGUUGAUAAUCUUUUUAUAGGCUAUGAUUACCUUUGGAAACCGAGGGCAUAGUCUAGAGAAAAUAUGAGGACAAACUUAAUUUGUAUAUGGUGGUUGUACAUAUUUUAAAAAAAAAAUCCUUUUUGCUUGCUAUUGUAUAUGGAUUUUCUUUUUAUGUGUUAUUCAGCAUGAGAUGUUUAUUUUUAGGACGUGUACAUACUGUACUGUAAUCAUUUUAAGCACAAAUGUAAUACAGUUUUAUUGUGUUAGCA